CGUGAUAAGAAUAUCGCCAAUCUCAGUUCGAAUAUUCCCGGCGAAUCGAGAACGGCAUGGUUCGCGGAGCCGUCGUCAGAUGGCGACUGUGGCGGGCACAUCCGCAGAAUCAAAAAAGACAGCUGGGAAGUGUAACAUCACACAUCGAUUCGACGGUCCUGCGAGCCCGAAAAACUUUCUGUUUUCCGCGUUUCUUGACGGCUCCCCCGCAUUUCUUUGACAAGGGACCCGCGUCCUGUCGCGUUUGUUUCGUCGAGUCGCGUGUGGUGUCGUGCAGAAAGUGACCGUUCCGCGGACCGAUGUGCCGACACAAAACGUGACUGUUGGUUAUGCGGUGGUUCCUGUCACGAACAGCAGCCCUCGUUCAACCCCCGUUUCACGACUCUCGCAUCAACGAAGGAGGGAAGCUCUGCAUGAUACUGGCGCGGAGGUCACUGCAUUGCGAUUGGCGGCGCUGCAGUAGCGUCGACGAGGACGUCGAGGACGACGACGGCGUGAUCGUGUCGCGGGGGUGGUGGGGUUGAAAAUCGGCGCUUGCCCGGUGUCUCCUGUGUGUGCCUCUCUCUUUCCCCCUUCGAUUCUCCUUCCCCUUUUUCCACAUCCACUACCCCCCUAUUCUCUCGGUUGCUGCCUCUUACUCUUACCCACGUGCGUGAGAGAUAAGUGUGCGUGUAGUGGCGACGCGUAAGGACGCACACGCGUCCCGUAUAGAGGGAAGCGAACGGCAGCGCCACCACGCGGCUGCGCGCACAGCACCGCGAUCCUGGCGGUGGUGGUGGUAACGCGCAACGUGGUGGGGGGCGCGUGUCACCUGUCGUGACGUUGCGCGGUGUCAGUGUGACGGCAACCGUCGUGGGUUGUGGAUCGUAUCGCGUCGCGUUAUCAGUCGAGUAACUUCGCGGGGUACAUCGGAGUACAGACGCACGAUCGUCGGUCCCGUACGUGGUGUGCACAGUCGUCGCCUGGGUUCUCUUUCCUCGUGGUUUGCCUCACCCCAACACCCGUUUGUCCGCGUCCCUUCGGUUUCGCCGAUUUUCGAGUCCGUCGAGGCGCGGUGCGAGCACGCCGCGUUCGAUUCUCACGAAUGUGCGUGGCUAGGGUGCCGGUCCUGAAGGAAACAUGCGUGAGCAGAGCUGGAGGACAACGACUGCGACAACGACGAGGAACGCGCAGCACGUGACUGCGGCACCCUCGCACGUUCUGCUGCAGUGAGUGGAGAGAGAAAGGGAGGGAAAAGAGAGUGAUAGAAACAACGUCCUUUCUCCUUCCGUUGUUACGAAAAUCGGAGUCCGUGCGUUAACGGGUAGUAAAAAGAGUGUGCCGGUGAUUGGUGCGGUAUACGUGAGUUGCUACUCGAGAUUCUUUCGUUCCGUGAUCCCCUAACGGUGGAGACUCCGAAUCCUGGCACGUUCCCGUUCGAACCACCCGAGAAAAGAUGAGGCGUACCAUCUUGGAAACCAGGAUGCACCCUCUGUUGUCCUGCUGGUGUGUCGUCGCCACGGUCACCCUCGCCUUCGCAGCGUGGCAAGAGAACAUCAGGCCGAAGAUGUACGUCCAGCUCGGUGCGGAGGAUGUGUUCAGGUUUACGGGAAACGAGACCCACACAGACUACUUUCGGCUGGUGCUGCGGGACGGGAACUAUCUUCUGGUCGGCGGAAGAAAUCUCGUGCACAACCUGAGCCUGACCGAUCUGACCGAGCAGCAGAGGCUGACUUGGUACUCCUCCGACAGCGAUGUGAAGAUGUGCCUGGUUAAGGGCACGCCCGAGGAGAACUGCCAGAACUAUAUUCGCAUCCUGGUGAAGAUGGACGGCACCACGUUGCUGGUGUGCGCGACGAACGCGUUCAAGCCGAUGUGCCGAGAGUACGGCGUGCACGCUGGCAAUUACACGAUACUCAAGGAGAAGGUGGGCCAGGCGAUGUGCCCGUACGAUCCCCGUCACAACAGCACCUUCGUAUACGUGGACGGGGAGCUCUACACCGGCACCGUCGCCGAUUUCGCGGGCAUGGACCCGAUCAUCUACAGGGAGCCGUUGCAGACCGAGCAGUACGACUCCAAGAGCCUCAACACGCCGAACUUCGUGAGCUCCAUGUCCCAGGGAGACUUCGUCUACUUCUUCUUCCGGGAGACUGCUGUAGAAUAUAUCAAUUGCGGCAAGACCGUUUAUUCUCGCGUGGCGAGAGUCUGUAAAUACGAUCGAGGCGGGCCGCAUCGGUAUCGCAAUAGGUGGACAUCGUUCCUAAAGUCUCGUCUAAAUUGCUCCGUCACCGGAGACUUUCCUUUUUACUUCAACGAAAUACAAUCAACGACGGAACUGAUAUCGGGUCAGUACGGGAAUAAGUCCGCGCAGCUGGUAUACGGCACUUUCACCACCCCUGUGAACAGCAUCAGCGGCUCGGCCGUCUGCGCGUUCUCCUUGCAGGACAUCGCCGACACCUUCAAGGGCAACUUCAAGGAGCAGAGCGCCAUCAACUCGAACUGGCUGCCCGUGCAGAGCACCAAGGUCCCGGACCCCAGACCCGGUCAAUGCGUCAACGACUCUCGCACGCUGCCCGACUUGACUCUCAACUUCAUUCACACGCACUCCCUUAUGGACGAGCUGGUCCCGAGCUUCUUCGGGCAGCCUAUCGUCAUACGCACCAGCUUCCAUUACAGGUUCACCCAGAUCGCCGUGGACCCCCAGGUGAAAACGCCAGGCGGCAAGACGUACGACGUGCUGUUCAUCGGCACCGACAACGGGAAGGUAAUCAAGGCGGUGAACGCAGAGUCAGCGGACACUCACCUGAAGGUCAGUCCAGUGGUGAUCGAGGAGAUCCAGGCGUUCCCGUCUACGAUACCGGUGCGAGGGAUAAAAGUGGUGAGAGCCUCGCAAGCCGGCGACGGCCUCGAGGACGGCAGACUGGUCGUGAUCGCCGACAGCCAGGUUCAGGCCCUGAGGCUCCAUCGCUGCUACAGCGAUAGGAUCUUGUCGUGCGGCGAGUGCGUGGCCCUGCAGGAUCCCUACUGCGCCUGGGACAAGGUGGAAGGCAAAUGCAGGGCCUUGGUCGGACCAGCGGCCACGGACGCCAGCAGAUUCUUGCAAAGCGUCGCCACCGGCUCCCACUCCUCCUGUCCGUUGAACAAAGGGACGAACAAGGACCCAAGCAGCGUCGGCGCUAUUUCCGCGAACCAGAACAAAUUUUCCCAGGACUCGAUGAUCCCCAACAAGGAGGGCCAGGGAGGGGAGAUCAUCAACAUUAUGCAGGACGAGGAGCAGGAUAGCUCGGGUCCAGAGGUGUCGGCAGCAGACUCACCACCGCCGCAGUACUCUGUGGAAACCCUGGUGAUGGCCGUGGUAGCCGGAGCGCUAGCGGCACUGUUGGUCGGCUUCGUGGCGGGCUACCUGUGCGGCAGAAAAUGCAGAAAAGACGAAGACGACAAUCUGCCGUAUCCCGACACGGAAUACGAGUACUUUGAGCAACGCAAAAACGUCAAUAGCCGGUUAGCGCCAGAGCCAAAGUUACUGCCCCAGGAGGAAGUGACGUACGCGGAACCGGUGCUCGUUCCGCAGCCGCCGAAGCUCCACUCCCCAAAGGGCACGAUGCGAAAACCGCCACCAACGCCGACGGAAACGCUGUUCCAGUUCCCGGACGGUUACGGUUUCCGCGGGCCCAGGGACAACUUCGGGACUCUACGAUCCCAUCAAGGUGACGCGUAUCGACGCAACGACGGGUUCGCGACCACCCGCAGCGUGAAGAAGGUUUAUCUCUGAGAAACGAGCGAGGAGGGAGGCGGCCGUCACCGGAGCCUAGGACGGCCAACGCGCAAUCGCCGUAACGCGAUUGUGACUUCCGGGGGACAGUCGAACCGCGAGCUCGCGGGCCCGAGGACGCUAGAAUCGCCCUCGCCGCCUUCCAGCGUCUCGUCCAGUUCCCCUUCACCUCCCUCCUCGUCACCCUCGCCAACCCUCGUAUCGAUCGCCAUGACAGGCGGUUCGCCGCCACCGCCGACACCGCCCUGCAGUUUCAUCUAUCGGACAUAGUCGUCGUCGUCGUCGUCGUCGGCGUCGGCGUCCACCUCACCGCCGCCGUCGUACUCCGCUUCUUGUUACGCGACGCCAGCCGCCGGGACGCCGUUCUACGGUUCCGCUGCGCGUUCCGAUCCUGUAUAGUAAGGGUGUGCUCGAGUCGUCGAGCCGGAGAGAACAAAAAUCGGCCUCGGUCGUCUCGGACCUAUGCGCGCUGACUUUCCCUGUUUUUGUCCGGUUUCGUUGCGCGUUACGCAUCCUCGGUUGCGUUCGCCAGACCGUUUGAAAUCGCAGGUAUAAUUGCCGGAGCAAACGCAGCGAUUUUGUUGUAAAAAUUGUUCCCAUGGACGGCAGGGGGCUCUCUACUCGCAGAGUGCCAAUGAUUCGAGUCCGACCUGACGGUAUCCCGAUGCUGGAACUUGGAGAGCCUGAACGUGACGAGGCGCGCUGUGGCGCGUAGUUUACGAUUAGUCUGGCAGUUGCGAGGGAUUAUCGCUGAAGUAAUCGCUGCCCAAUUCAGGUAGGUUCGAGGUUAUCUGUUCCACUCGAGGCUGUCUCAAGUCGCCUAGGGUUUGUUCCUACGAUUAUACACGCGCGUCGAUCGAGUCCAGAGAUCGCCGAUAUCGCGUCACGAGAAGAGUCGCGACCGGAAUCGAGAAACCACAAACAUGAAACACCUCUUCUAUGAUCACGGCCAGCGAAGUAUCGUCAGGACAGUUUCGAGUCCUUGUCCUCCGAGGAAGACGCCAGUAUUCUCACGUGUCGAUCGAGUUCCGGUGAUCAGGCUCGAUCGACGGGACGGUGAAUCGUCUCGCGACGUCGCGAUCUCCGCCGUUUAUAUCCGAAUACCGCGCGAGUAGUAUUACGGCAAGGUUUCUUCUCGCGUGAAGUCAAUUAAAAGAGACUAUCGUCGGGACUCGCGUUGCGAUUUUUCUAAUGUUGUAAUAUUUAACGAGCGAGCGAUCGACAGUGCCAUUAUUGUUCGCGUAAUACUACCGCGUGCCUCGAAAUCAACGGAUAAUCGUGCCGAUAAUCGCGGCGUUGCUUUGUUCUUUUUUUUUCUCGGAUGGAAAAAUAAUUUGACAAGAGAAGUAGAGGGAAAAGGGAAAUUGUCGUUUGGCUCCGUAAUCGCGGGCACCGUGAGAACACGAUCGUGAAAUCGCGGAGAUCGCCGCGUUGCCUUUUACGAUGAUUAACCCAAAGACGACUUCUCGAGUCUUGAUUGAUCGUAUACGUUUUUAAACAUUCGCGGAGCAUUCUGCUUUUUUUUCUAAUUAAUAUUUGUUCUUUCAGAAAAAAUUGUCGUUUUCUCUGUGUAGCUUUAACGUCAUUCGUGCGUUUUUUUUAUUAUUCUUCCUAUCGUUCUGUUUAUUGGAAAAGAAAACGUACAUUGAUUACAGUCAUCCUCUAUGGAAGUCAUCCUAGAGUUAAUCGGCAGACACUCGUAACUUUUCGCAGCACAAGAGUUUGAGUAGAGACUCGAGCUAAAAUGAAAGCGGUGAAACACUGACAAAUGUGGUACAACAAACAAGCGCGCGCGGUAAAUUGUCGACGGACUGUGAACACCGUUGCUAACCGCUGCGCUCGAAUAACCAUUUUCCGCAAAGUUCGUUCGUGCUGCGAAGAGUUAACUGCCGCUUACAGUCUGGGCGGCUGGCCACCGCCGACAAUUUCCCGCGGCCGAUUCCUAAUUUCGUCGAAUGUACGUUUCGGAAACGCGCGUUUCACCACCUGCACAAUAUACGUAAUAGUGAGGGAAGAGAGCAAGGGGAGAGAAAGCGUGUGUGACAGGUGUUUGGGAGAUGCAGAAGGAGACAAACAGAGAGCGUGGGAGAGAGAGAGAACGCGAGGGAGAAGGGACGAGAGUAGAGGUACAGGGCUUGUAUGUAAAUAAUACGUAUAUACAAAAGAGAUGAAAAAAGUAACAUAUACAACGGUUGGAAAGUUGUUACGAACGGCAGAGGGAAAGAAUUAAGAGAGACUCAGUCCACCUAGAAAUCUGGGCCCGAUGGUACACGUAGACAUCUAUCUUAAAGUGCUUCUUAUUUCAGUGUGUUUAGAGGUAACGCGUAUGUGAUAUAUUCUAUAUGACGAGAUGUUUUCUAGGGGUUCAGAGAGAAAGACAGAGAGUGAGACGGUCAGGGGAGGGUGGUGCGACUCGAACGACUCUCUUCGACGAAUUUCAGACGAUGGACGCGGCGAUGAACUCGACGGUCUCUUGUUCACACGAAUUCGCGUCGCUGCUAUCGAGAUUCGCGACGCUAACCCGGAUGUCGCUCAAGUGUUUCUGCUAAAUUCGCUCGAAUUACCAAUCGACUGUACAUAGAGUGUCAUUUUUUUGUAACGAAAGGAUGUAAUAGGCUAUACACGCGCCAAUGUUUGCUACAACGCUGUACGCUGCUGACAUCGAGUUUGCAUCGACUAUAUUUAGACAUUACAGGAAACCCUGUUCCUUUACGAGAACGACGGGAACGUUUGGGUUAGCUUCGCGAGGAUCCAACGUUUUCUUGAUUGUUGAAUUGUUCUCUUCGUGGAAUCGUCCGUCGAGUUGGCUCGUCUACCGCGGAAGAUAUCGACGGGAUUCGGUGAACAAUCGAGCGAGGGUGUCACGUCGCUUUCUUCUCGUUUCGUUCGUGUUUUACACGCACACGACAUACACCGUAAACACACGAGAAACCGACUUGUACGUUUGUCGCGGCGCAUUUUUCCGUUCAUCGACUAUCGCGACAGUUGUCGAUCGAUCCGAUCGAUCGGCCCCAUUUUCAAUUGAGAAACGAAGGCCCGCCCUUGCCACACUCGCCCCCUUAAACGGUAAGACUGAAAAGACUCCUCUCGAAAGGGCGGGCCCCUUUAUCCGUUCCUCGUUCUUAGAGUACCGUUUAGAUCGGCAUCGACGAACACGGUUUCCUUUGUUGACAGUACAAAUAUUUCGUCGCGUUUCGUCAUCGAUCGUCGAGAACGUUCCGUGUCUAGCGUGAUUUUCAACGCUUAGGCGACGCUUUUCUCGCGAGAAGAUCGUAGCGAUGUGAGCCACCUUUUUCUUCAAUUUGGGAUGGCUGCAUUUACGCGCAUAAACGAAAGGGGUUUUCGCUCUUAACGUAAAGGGAGGAAUGCACGUUCCGAUCGGAAACGUCAUAUGCAUAAACGUAAUUCUACUUGACUCUUCGUUACGUGGGAAGAGGUCAGGUCCGGAAUGGGCACAGGACGUUCAGCGGUCGGCGAUCGAAACGACGGGUUGUCGCGUAGAAGACGACGCGAUUUUAUACACGUACCGAGCACGUGCAUACAAACACAUAUACACACAGUGGCGCGGAAAUCCGCGCGUUUCGAAGCUGCCAUGUAGAAUCGAGUCCGACACUUCUCGUCGAUUGCGAAAUAUCUAAUUGUACCUCCGGUGGUAGAGUGGCGUGUAUUUUUAACGACUUGCUUUGACGCCGGUCCGGUAGGGGAGCGGACGGACCGUGUUUUCUAAGUUUGAUACGAUAAACGCGAGUUCGCGUUUUAAUCCGGUUAAGGUUCUACUAAAUCACCCUUAGCGAUCGUUUCGCGAAUGGAAGACUCGGGCACGAUACCAAAGAUAAUUUACUCGUAAACUAGGCACCGUUGGUCGUCGCAACGAUGGUUCGGAGGCGCACAAAACGACAGGGACGCGGUGGCCCCUCGCACAAAAGCACCCCCGCGGUUCAGGGACAAGGUGUGUAGACUCUUCGAACCCAUUUCGUUGCCCUUCUUUUCCGGUAACGGUGUUCAGAAGUUUGCUAUUUUUAUAUUUAACCCAGUCGCGCCAUUUUUUAUUUACUCUGUUGGCCAGAUUAUAUGUGUUCAAUCGAUGAAAAGCUCGUGCCACUGUUUUCAACGCUGCGACAGACAGCGUCUAAUAGUGACUAUUUUUGCUACUCGUUUGGUAAAGGAAAUAUUUAAUGCAGUAUCCGUUGACAUACCCUCGGAAAUUAGGAAACGAUGCUUUCUAAAAGAAACGUAUUUAGAAUAUUGUUCGGAAAGUCUAGGAAAGGUCGCGAAUCUUGCAGAGUGCCCACCAAACUUAUUUUUAAGUCAAACGCUUUUCACGUUAAACACGCUGUAUUUACGAAUAUAUUAUCGUACGAAUACGCCAGCAUUUCCGUUCUUUUGUGGUUAUUUGUGUUUUGAAAUGAAUAUUCUAUCUUUGAACGCAGAAUCAAAACAGAAAUGUACACAGAUUGUAAAGUCAAUUGAAUCCUUCUUUUCCAAACAAGCGUGCCAAACGUUACUCUUCGGCGCUGUUUGUCCGCGCGUCGGUCCUUGCCAAAACUUGUUUACUGGCUAAUUUCGUGUCGUCCCUUGAAAAAAGGAGGGGGCACGCGGGUUCGAGGACGGUCCACGGCAGUCGGGGGCCCCCCGAGUCGCGAUUACGAGAGCCAGGGAGAGGAUAGGAGGACGAUCGAACGAUCGCGCGACGUUGGAAUUAAGUAAUGCAUGAAAAGCUGCGAGAGUUGCUAGCGCGCGAUCAGAGAGAUAUUUUUCGUGACGGGAGUAUCGAGGCAGCGCGUCGAAGGGAUAGAAGGAUGACGAGACGAAGCUGAAUCGGGGCAAACGAAGGAAUUACGAGAGAGAACGGGAAAUCAGAGUUGUAUAAUGUUUAACGAUAUUAUUAAUCGAGCGCGUCGAUGCUCUCGAUGAGAGUAGACGGGGACGAUUCAAGUAUCGAACGCGUUCGAAAGUCGCGCGUUCGCGUUGUUUAAGCCAAUAAGGAACGGAUUCCAUCCAAGAUACAUAACAAAAGAUAAAUAAAUAAAUAAAAAAACAAACAAACAAACAAAACUAAACGAUGAAAAUUGAUUCGCGAUGGCGUUCGUCGAGACGGACGAAUUUGUUUUCGGGGUGAGGUUCGUUGAAUUUCUCUCGGUGUGGUUCGAUCGUGAACGCGAGAAGGGUUGGAGAAGAGGGCGAAGGAGGGAGAACCGAAAAGGGAAUUUGGGGAAAACGAAACGCGAGUUGGGGAAAAUUUGCGUUGCCGAGACGUUGCGCUAGACGAGAGGCGCGCGUGCGAUGGUUUCAUGCAUUAUUUCAUUUCAAACGCUUGGAAAGCUCGAGUUUAUUUGUCUGUAAAUUUCUAACGGGUGAACAAAAAGGAACGAAAGUGUGGCUAGAAAAGGAGCGAAUGAGCGUGUGCUUGAGCGUGAGAAAAAGUUUAGCCAGUUAUUACGAUUAUUAAAUCGAGGAAAAAAAAAAUAUUAGAUAGACACACACACACAGAACAUUACACACAGAAAACACGCAUACACACCCACGUGGCCUCCUCGUUUGAGUAGGAGCGCCACCGGUUUAGAAAUCGCAGCAUGUACGAGGACAAGAGUUCGACGAUGAAAGCUUAGAUAUAAGUAGAGGAUUAGCGAACGGUAUAUAUAUAUAUAAAUAUAAAUAUAAAUAUAAAUAUAAAUAAAUAUAAAUAAAAAAUAUAUAUAUAUAGAACGCUUGAAACGUAUAUUAAUAUUAUAACUUUUUAUAAAUAUAUUUUUCCGUCGAAGUCUAGCCUAGUUGGAUACAUACACGGUUAUUAACGACUAUUAAUUUAUCCGAUCUGAUUAUUAAUAUCGAGGAUCUAGCGUUAAUUCGAACAUUUUAGACGUCAUAGUUUUACAAUGAUAGGCGGAGAAAUUGUACGAAGCCGUGAGUCACUCGAAAAAGACGGGGGAGUAAUAUUCGCGGAACGAGGGGCGAGCCGAAGAACGACGAAGUCGAAGAAGAGACACAUUAGUACCUAAAGUUAUGAAAUUUAACUACUAGCGUUGAACGUAUUCGCGGAAGGGCAGCUCGCCUGCUCCGCGAUCCAUCGAGCAUGCGAAAUCCUUAUCGGCAUCGAAAACAAUCGUUUAACGAACAAAAGGAACUUUGAAUUACAGAUCGAAAUCAUAUAUUUCACGGGGAACGUACGAGUUCAUUCGAUCGAUCGAACCGCCUUUUCCAGUUCGUCAUCCGUCACGCGAAUAAGGUUUUGCCGACGAUCCAUCCUCCCGCGGAGUCCUCGACGACAAGAGUCGAGGAAAUUGUUCACCGCGCGGGGUACGAAUCGAGGUGAUCGCGAAGCGACGAGUCGGCCCCUCUCGUGCUUUGUAAUUAAGUGACAAACAAACGGAGCGACCGAGAGUAUAGUUAGAGAGCAAGAUCGAAUGAUAGCGCGAGCGUGACGAGUGCGAAAGAGAGAGAGAGAGAGAGAGAGAAAAAAAAAAGUCGUACGAGAAGAGAACGUGUAUACAUACGCAUCUAUACAUAGUCCACGUAUACAUAGACCCUUCGUUUGAUUUUCUCUUCUUCUGUUUCCUCUUGGGUUUGUUUCCAGAGCUGAAGGGAGAAGGAAAGAAACGGGAGACACAGAGCGAGAUGAGGUCGAGGGCCCGGACGCGCGGGGCGUCCCGAAAAAAAACCCACCGUUUCGCGGGUACUGCGGGCCCUCGUCGCGCGUUCCGACACGAGCGAGCACUAAUUUACAGCAUUGUAACGCUAAUUAAUAAUUACCGAUAACUACCGAGUAAUAAUCAUACCGAUUAAACUAAAGUAAUAGAUCGAUCGCGGUUCACCCAGAGGAUUUUUAAACGACGACGCGUGGGAGGGAAAAUGAAAAGAUGAUACGAACGCAUAUAGUAUUUAUUCAACGAUAAAGUAACGAGACGUAACACGUAUUUUGCUUCUUCCUAAUACAGUGCCGUUUACGCUAUUUUUUACUGUAACUGAUAUAGAGAAAUUCGGGCCGGGGGUGUGCGCGCGCGGCGUUCGGAGGGGAGGGUGGGGGGGGAGGGGCAGGCGCGUGGCCACCCUUCCAAACAAAUGUGCGUGCGAUUUUUCAGCGUGAAAGGAUUGUUACACGUGCGCGAGAGCGAAAGAAGCGAGAGCUGGCGCGUCGGGUUCAGAGACGGGCACGCUUCUUAUCCGGAUACAAAUGAAAUUAACUUGAAAUGAAACUUUAGUUCGCGUUGAACUAGCUUCUGGAUAACUGAUCGAUCGAAUGUGUCUUUACUCGACGUUUUUUUUUUUUUUUUUUUAUUCGUUAUUACAGGAACGAAAUGUUGCCCGUCUUUGAUCGAGUUUCUAAUGCGAUCGGCCGUCGUGCGUUUUGACGAAAAGUGACUCCGAGAGGCGCGACUCUGGCACCUUUUUCGACGAUAGUUUGUUCUUCGACAAAGUACGACACAAGAUUUGGACCUAAGGACACGUCCAUAUAAAUUGGACGCGUUCAAAGGGGCACCGCGAUCCGUAACCCUCGUAAAAUCUCCGUCGCUGGCGUCGCAACGAAUUCACUGUCAAUUACAACCGAACCACCGGCACAGCUUUCAGUCGUUCCACGACAGUCUCGCGACUCCGUGUCCAGUAAAUGUAGUUUCACACGAUUUUUAAGUAAACGCGAAAGCGGACUCGACGCGUUGUCCGCCGAGGGAUGGAGAUGUUUCACGACGAAUAAUUCUGAGAAAGCUAGACCAGAGUCGCGAUUUCGGGAGGAGGGGGGGGGGGGGGGGGGAAGGCUGAACGAAUCGAGGGGUGGGCCUUUUACUUAAAUGUCGCGCACGUACGCGCGACUCGCCGUAAUUCACUAGUGAGAACACCAUUCGAUAUUAAUCGACGAGAGCGCGUGAAUGCAUCGUAUGGAUGGCUGUGCGUGUGCGCGUUUGCAUGAAAUAAAAAGUAGCGAGAAAGAAAAAAAAAGAAACUUGGGGGGAAAAAAGGGAAACGCGAAGAGUGAAAAUUUUUGGCGCGACGUUUCAGUGCCCGCGAGGAAAUUCCACUUGUUCACACACGGCUCCCCGGGUCCCCGUGGUCCCCAUGGGAAUCGUUCUCCCGCGGAGUCGAACCGAUUUUAAAAAAAAGAAUAUAGCACCGGGGGAAUGAAUAAUAAUUAAUAAUAAUAUUAAUGAUACUAAUAAUAACGAUAUUGCAUUAAUACCGAAGGUAUAUUAUUGCCGAUAAUUAUAUUGUAACGACACGAGAAUGAUAUUAUAUGAUACUCUUUAUAAACGCAGGAGGCGAGUGGGUGAGACGCGAGAUUCGAAAGCGUGUGCGCGACAGAGAGAAUGGUAAUCUAACGCGUGAACGUGACUACGGAGCGACUGUGAGAAAGAGAGAGAGAGAGAGAACGUGGAAUGUCGUGUAGAUUUUUUCGCAGUAGGCUGACGGUAGAGACACGGCGAGUCUACUAUUAAUGGAGGAAAAACCAAGAAAAUAAUUAAAAAAGUAAAGUAAAAAAAAAAAAAAUAUCAUAACGCGAAAAAAGGUAUAGUAGUGAUUUACUAUCGGCUGACACGUAGCGUGAAUGCUGACAUAGGAGAAGCAUGCUGGCAACGAGUGCUUUUGUGGAUUCCGGAGGCGGAUGUUGAACGAACGACCUCGGCUCGCUUUGGCCUCCCUCGUCCGCGGUUAAUUUUAUUCGGUACCGCAGCCAAACGUAGGCUAAACUCUCGCGUAGAUACAAAAUUUCGUUACGGACCACCUUUUGGUCUCCUAUCUGUUCGAUGAAAAUUGCAAUAACUUACUCGAAUAAUCGCAAAUAAAUUGCUAGCCGGAAUAUUUAUUCGCGCAUUCGAAUAAAAUUCUGCCCAUCUCUUGAGCGGAACUCUCGAGACGCCUGCUUUUGCCAGGAAGAGAGGAUCUCCCGCGGCGACAGGGGGUAAGAGCGAGCCAGGUGGAGCGGGAACGCGAGAGAAAAGGGGGAACUCGUUUCCAUUACCGUAUUGCGGUCGUCGUGCCUGACAUAGUUCGCUAUUAACCCUAGAAGGACCGAGUCGCGUUAAAUUCCAAGGGUGGGAGACCACAUUUUCCAUAUUUUUAAUUGGAACACGAUCUUCAACGGCUGCUAUUGCGAGCAAUGUUAAGUUCUACGUUUGGGAAAUUAACACGCUCCUUUCUCGAGAAGUAAAAUGUUCCUUUCGUCAUCUUUUUUUUUUUUUUUUUUUUCAAGAUGUAUAGGCUGUCAACGAAAAUUGUGAGACUUUCGUUAUGUAAAUAGGAAGAGUAACCAAAGAAUCGUGAAUUUUUAUUCAUCGAUGACACAGAAUACGCGUAAAAUUGUACAAUAAAUUUAUUUAUUUACCUUUUGGGGACACGGAAUAUUUCCUGAUCGAUGGGGUCGUCGAGUCCUCUUACUUGGUCUUUCUAGGGGUCGGGAGAAGGGUUUGAGAGACGCAGGUGAAGCGUAGAACGUGGGAUAAGGGUCGCAGGGAUGGAAAGAUCGUGCGCAGGACGGAUGCGAGAGAACGCAGGGGAACGGAGAAGAGUAUCGAGAGAAAGGAGAGAGCGAGAGAGCGUGAAAAUGAGGGGAAUGCGCGGAUGGGAGCGAGCGAGAGGGAGAAAAUGAAUAGGCGCGACUGUAGAUUCGGAAUGUCACUUAGCCAGCAGACUGCUGUUCAUAGUGCCCUGUUAUAGUGGGUUCCCUAGGCAGAGCGGCAGAGACGCGAUUAAAAAGCGAAAACGAUGGAGUCGGACUUAGGGGUGGCGCCGAGCGAGAGUGCUGGGGAAAGAGUACGCGUAGACGAGAGACCAAAGACGCAGGGAAUCGGAAGAGACGCUAGCAAGCAUCUGAGAAAAAAAGAAGGCGAAUUGACUUUUGCACCGCGACGACGCCUGCCUAGAUUUAUGGCAGGGACGAGCGAAUUUCUUAUCCGGAUAAGUGUUUUGGCUAACAUUGUUUCUUCAAUUAAAAUUACUGUAUGAAACGCGAGGUGAAAUUGUGCAUUUCACGUUGGAAAAAUGAAAAUCGUCUCGGUGAUAGUUAAACGAUCAGAUAGAUUACUGUAGAAUAUUCUUGUUGUUGUUCGAACGAAAUUUUGUCCGUCUCUGCUCAUCGAUGGCUACGAUCCCGCCUAGAAUCGCGUCGGGACGCCAGCUGCGACACUCUCCAAGGUUCCGUUAGUUUUUUGGAGGAACCAUUACACCAACCUGGCGAGAACCGAUCCGCCAGUUAUCGAGUAGGGCCAGGGCUCUCUCGAAUUGUUCUGUAGUCGACUGUUCGAAAACUAUUCGAAUACUUGACCGUUCUAAUACCCACUCGAAUACUUCACUGUUCGGAUAGUAAUAUUUGAUAUUCGAGUGUAUGAAAAUGUUCCACGUUUAUACGCGAUAUUCGAGUACAUUGAAAUGAUUCGAGUAGUCUCGGGCCCCAGUCUCGAGGAACAGUGACGAGCGAUAUCGUAUGGUACUACUACUACUGCAAAUCGGUAGAUACGAUCGGUACUACCGGCAACUAUUAAUGCUAGGGUUACUAUUACUACUACUACAUUACUACUACUACCGUUUACGAGCGCAGGACGCGGCUCUUGGUCGGGAUCGUCGUUCGUCGCGCGAUUUCCAGUUCCCUUCGAUCGAUCGAGGUAUCGUAAAAAGCGGAGAAGAUGUUCGAUCGCCUCUUGAAUCGCAAAUAUUUCCAUCGAGGUCUCUCUAGGUCGAUACGGACGUGAAAGAAAAAAAAGUAGCUUGGUUGAUAUACGAGGUACUCCGCUCUCUGCCCACGGGACCCUGAUCUAUUUUUCAGAAUACGCUAUUGUGAUUAUUACUAUAUGAUAACAAUUUAAAAAAAAAAAAAACCCACUGAAAACCACAAAAAACACCUUGUACUAUUGUUUAUUAUACGAUUCUGACGAUUAUUAUUUACAAUGUUAAUAAUCUAUAUUAACGAUAAUUACCGCAUUAUACCAUUAUUAUAUUUAGUACUAUUUAGAGAGUGAGGCUGCUACUAUAUUAAUGAAUUAAGUACUAUAAGUAACGGAUUAAGUAAUUCAUUAGACUUUAUAUAUAAAUAUAUAAAUAUUACUAAACAUACUCUUCGCGUCAAAACUGCGUUUAUCGGUUUUUCUCUUCGUAUACACGUUGAUUUCCUAUACAUAUACGAAAUAUAUAUAUAAAUAUUAUAAAUAUGAAUAUACAUAAAGUAUUUAAUAAUCACACCGUACGACUGCCUCUGACUCGAUUUUUCUUUUCCGGCCGUGCUUGUUCAGUCGGCGUUUACGAGCGUUCUUUCGUUUCACCCAUUUACAUUCGACGACUACGUUAUUUUAUAUAUCAUAAAUAGACAUAGACUGUACCACGAAAUAUUAAGUAAAAAUAAAUUUGAUUAGGUAAUA
This is a messenger RNA of Hylaeus anthracinus, 15090 nucleotides long. It is a transcript of the gene Sema1a, whose product is annotated as semaphorin-1A. The coding region runs from base 1436 to 3751 and encodes 771 amino acids. Gene Ontology annotation, biological process: negative chemotaxis; positive regulation of cell migration; negative regulation of axon extension involved in axon guidance. The record is from RefSeq and is a predicted model, not a curated record. The transcript has 10 exons. Gene Ontology annotation, molecular function: chemorepellent activity; semaphorin receptor binding. Lineage: Eukaryota; Metazoa; Arthropoda; Insecta; Hymenoptera; Colletidae.